AUGGAGCUGCUGCGGCCGGGGUUGGUGUUUGUUGGGCUCCUUCUACUGGCUUGGGGAUCGGAGUCUCUGACGCUGUCCUCGAGGCUCAUCCAUCGGUUCUCUGAGGAGGCGAGGGAGAUCUGGAGUGCCAGGAGUGGGGAAGGUGCCGUCGGGUGGCUCAGCCGUGGGAGUGAGGAUUAUUACCGGGCGCUGGUUGGGAGGGACCUCUUGCGGCAGAAGAACAAGCUCGGGGUCAGGUACCAGGUAGUGUUUCCGUCGGAGGGCGGCGGAGCUGUGGGUCUCGGGAACGACUUCGGCUGGUGAGUUGAGCUGCAGCAAAUUUUGCCUUUUUUUUUUUGGCGCCGCAUUUUCUUUCGCAUGCCAGAGUUCUAGUUUUGAGUAAUUUUUUUUCGUUUGAAUCAUCAAUUAAUGCUAUUGUCGCUGAUUUCAUUGCUUGUUUUUCUGGGUUUCUGCUGUUCCCGAACGUUAUCAAAGUUGUACGGUGUGACUUCGAUACUGUAGUCUUUGGCUUUUGUGGUAUUUGCUGUGGACAUUUUUCAUAAGGUAUUAAGGUGGAUGAAUGUCUCAUUGCUGAAUAACAACUGUGGAAGAGUGCUGGUGACUGAUGGCAUUGUGUCGCAAGUGCAACAUUGGGCAGGGUUUAAUCUUAAUGCAAAUACAUGGAUCACAUGAUGACGAUGUCAGCUAAGCAAAUUGUUCGACUGAUUACAGUGUGACAGAAAAGCUAGUAGUUGAGCACUGUAUCUGGCGUUUUUCCGGAAAAGCUAGUAGUGUUACAUUGUAGUUGUCGAAGAGCUGAGAUCUAUUAUAAUGUCAUCUUGAAUAUUUUUCUGGUAAAAUAGAGAUGCAUGUUGUGUCGGUGUCAUGAUUAUCACUGCUAAGAAGCUUUGUUGAGGUUCAUCCAAUGCAAAAAUUUAUAUGAGCAUGUCGAAGCUGGGGUUGCGAAUGGAUUUAACAACCUGAUUAGAACUCUUACUUAGAGAGUGGAAUAUGUUGAAUUGAUGAGAAAUUUUCCCUGUCUCCAUUUUGUACUUCAGCUCGUCAGGGUUGAUAGAAGAAGCUACUUCUGCAUACUCUCCCUUCGACUAACAACUUGCUUUGUCUCUGGGCCACCUUUCCUUCCUUCCCUCCCCCCGGGCUGUUUAGCUUGGCCGAUCCAAUCGAGACAAGAUCGGUUCUGAUCCAGAUUCUCUGUACUAGCACCGGAACUAAUUCACAAUACGAUCUUUUUGAGUCCAUCUCCGGGAAGAAGGUUUGCAUUUGUCCAUGUCACUCACAAAUACGUCUUCCAGAAAAUAUAAAAUGUUCAUUGUUGUAAUUAGAAGUAAACAUGUACAUUUAAGUGUUAUGAGGAGGUUUUUUGUGAUGUUUGCUAGUGAGCUCGCAUGUCUAUCAGGAGUGUGAUUACUCGUUAAUCCCAACAGAAGAAAAAGAAGAAUUUCCCUAAUUAUUUGAUCGUGUUGCUGUUGGUGAGUUAGAUAUGGUUCUUGUUAAUUUCAAAACCUCUGAAAGUUAAAAGAUUUUUGUAUGCUGUCUGGCUUAGUAGUUUGAAGUUUUGCAUCAUACGACUUUCAUUUCUUCGAAGCCCAGCCUUUUGUAUGAAAGGCCCAUUAAAGGAAUAAACGAAAUAUAUAGAUGAAAAAUAUGAAAUUAUCAUUUCUUUUUUCAGAGGACGGUUGUUGAAGACCUUUACAGUUGUUUUUCUUCCGGAAUGGACUUUCUGAUGUUGGAAUGUGAGAUAGUAUAUGUUAAAGAAUGUCGAACACUCUUUUAAUUGAGAUGAGUUGUAAUCAAAAAUAGAUAUUUAUGUCUGCUUCUUCAUACAUCGGCCGUAUGAAGCUCAUGUAAGCCCACGCUUUUUGCUCGUUUGUUGAUGCUCUUGUAGAUUGGUUUUCUUGUGGUACCUAGUUGUCUGAGAGUGUUGGUAAUAUGUUCAUUAAGGCAACGAUUUGGUUUUUUUUCUUAAUUUUUUUUUCACUCCCUGUUCGAUAUAUCCUGAUCUUGUCUAUUCUGAAUAUAAUUUGCUCCCCCUUCUCAUUUAAACAGUUAUCCCUUGUGGAAUAUGGAUCAAUAAGAUCACUGACGAGCUAUAAUUUUUUAAAUCGACAGGCUACACUAUACAUGGGUUGAUAUUGGGACUCCCAAUGUCUCUUUUCUUGUUGCAUUGGAUGCUGGGAGUGAUUUAUUUUGGGUUCCAUGUGAUUGCAUUCAGUGUGCAGCUUUGUCUGGUGGACGAAACGGUUUGGUAGGCUAAAUUUCUUUUCUGAUAUUUCUAAUUUUCAUAUGCUGCAGAUUAUCAUUUUUUCCUUCUUUAUCUUUCUGCAUGUGUACAUCUCUGUUUGUGUGAUGGAUUGUGUUGUUUUGCACUGUGGGUGUCUAGAUUCAUGACAUAAUUUGAUUUCUUCUUUCGUUAUAUAAAUGGUGGCAGCCUAAUUAACUGCUGACGUCACUUAUUCUGGACAGUGUUGUGAUGUUGAUUGCGUUCACUUCUUUUAUUUUUUAAUGCUGUUGAGCCUUAUGUACUAGCUGCGAACCAUUGGCAGAUUCUUGCUUGUAUUGUUCAUCUGUAUGUACGACUAAAGAAAUAACGUAAGAUAUGAAAGUAGUUUCUCAAGAAAGUAAAACAUGGGCGAUGGAAUACAUAAAGAUGAUACAGACCCGUUGAUGUAUGACCUGAUGCAGGUAAUGUAGUCGAUCCAUAUUUACGAAACAAUCUUGCCCAUACACACUCUAAUUAUUGGAUAGUCUUAGAGAAAAACUCUACUCAGCCAAUUGAUGGGUCCAAAUGUGCAAUCGCUCUGCUCGUUCCAAAGGGCCCAAAAGGUAGCAUGGAGGAUGAUGUAUCUUACAUUUUUGGUUUCCUUAUGUAGUUGUUUUAUACUGUCUUUUUUCAAAACCAUCGAUACAAUAUUUUCAAAAAAUCCAAUGUGUUCGGCCUAUUGUGUCAAUAUGCUCAAGGUAGUAUGUACUAGCUUUUCUAGUAUUCAACUUAGCAAUAAAAUUGAAGGAAGGGGGGGGUGGGGGGUGGGGUGGAUUCUUUCAGUUUUUUUUUUUUUAACUCUGAGCAACUUAAUCAAUUUCUGUAGUAUUGACUGAGUUGGACCUUGGUCCAUUUUGGGUGCCCUGAAAGCAUUUUGGGGAUCAUCAGACCGCACCACUUUGGCUACUAUGGGAUGGUGUGCGGAAAACAAAAAUGUUUUGCCUUUUACUUUCAAUUACUUUUAAACUAUUCUGUGCAUGGUCGACUUACUUGAAAACGUCAAAAUCAAGCCAACCGGGUGGUAUCUGUCCAGGCUGCACUCACCACCAACGGUGGAGCAACUGCUGCCACAACCUUGAUUGGUGGCUAGUCGGCAAAGGAAAGGGUUUGGUCAAUUCUCAUGUUAAUUGCGACUUUUGAAUUCGAAAGUUCUGACCUGUUGGCGACUGCCCAAGUCAGACCAAGUCAGUAAACAAGAGUUCCAUGUUUCUUUCAAAUGCAGAACCAUCUUUUUUUUCUCGUUAAAGAAGAUGACUUUACAACUAGAUGCAUUUGAGCUUUAAAUAGAAGUCAAGAUCAAUGUUUGCUAUAGCUGCGAAUGUCAAAACGAAAAGGGGCACUGGCUACGCUUUUAUAUUUCUUUCUCAGGAAAUUGAGUGAAAAUUCAUUAGCAAUGGUUGAGAGGAUCCCAUUUUGUUUUUAAUCCAUUGCUGAGCAAUGGUUGCCGAGCUACCCCAUGUUUUGCAACAUAGUUGGGUAGAAAAUUUGGAACUGAUCUUGUCUGGAUAUGAGAAAAUUUGAAACGAAAGUUGCAUGCGAGAAUUCCUCUGUUAAAGAGCACUCGUAACAUUUUAUGAAUAAUCCUUCCCAAAAAAUACACUCAGGCUUUCGAAAUCAACAAAAUCCCGAAUCUGGACCUUUUUUUCUUCUUUGUUUUGAAUUGCUGCAAUCGCAGUGUAGCAGUACAUUUAAAGUUAUCUUGCGUGUGCCAUUAUUUAACAAUGGAUGGAGCUUCUCUGAUUACAACACUUGGUAACAGGUUUAUUUCUUAUGUUCAAAUGAUUGAUCGUUAGGUGCUCCUUGGAAUUUGGGGCAUCUAUUAUGCAGGAUAGAGAUCUGAGUAUGUAUCGCCCAGCAGCAUCAAGUACAAGUAAGCACCUACCUUGCAGCCACGAGCUUUGCACCUCAGUGUCAACCAGCUGCAAAAGCCCCAAGCAACCAUGCCCCUACUUUGUUGACUACUACUCGGAAAAUACAUCGAGUUCAGGAUUGUUGGUGGAGGAUACCCUGUACUUAGCUUCUAGUGAUGAGAAUGCAUUCAUGGGAGCAUCUGUAAUCAUAGGGUAUAUCCAACAUUUAUUGCUUAAUAUCUAUCUACCUAUCUCGCAAUGUUCUGCAUAUUUCAUUUUUUUUGAAGAGAUCCCUUUGGCCUGAGAAAGUUGCAUGCUUGGGACAGAUGUGGAAGCAGACAAAGUGGUGGAUAUUUGGAUGGCAUUGCGCCUGAUGGGCUCCUUGGGCUAGGACUUGGUGAUGUUUCAGUCCCAACCAUUCUCGCCAAGGAAGGCCUGGUGCGGGAUUCUUUCUCCUUGUGCUUUCAGGAAGAUGACUCCGGGAGAAUAUUGUUUGGGGACCAAGGAAUCUCCGGUCAACGGUCUACCCCUUUCGUCUCUGUGGAAGGAAAAUAGUGCGUCAUCGUGAUGACCAUGUUUUAUUUCUUUUUCUUGAUUAUUGGUCAUCAAUCGGUAGUUCUCCAAUGAAUGCAUAGCCCGCUGUUUAUUAGUUAGGCAUGGUUAAUCUGGUGGUACGCUACAGUUUUGGCUACUAGUCGAUGUACAUUAAUAGUCACUGUUCAUCUGGAUGGCCAUUCCCAGUUGACUUUUAUGAUUUCUACAUGCUUUCAUUUUCAUAAAUUAUUUUUCUCGUAAUUGAGAUGCAUAUCGGAGGCAAUAAAAUGGUUUAAUGAAAGAAAAGGCUAAAGAUGAGUUGGUGAAAAAUAAUCAGGCUGAAACUGUGGGUAGUAGUAGUCUUAGAACCAGAUUCAUUUUCCUUGAAAGAGUAAUCCACUGUUCAUUCCUAUUUACCCCAAUAAUCUGCACCAUGCACUGUUUUUUAAUUGGAAUCUGUCCUUUUUUUUUUGGGUCGAAAAUUUGUGAACUUUAUUUGAUGAACCCUGCGUUGACCAUCAUCAUUCAUUCGCUUGAUUGUCUUCUUGGAUUAGCCCCACCUACAUUAUCGAGGUAGAGGGUUGGUGCAUCGGAUCUCAGUGCCUGAGGCAGACUGCGACUAGAGCUCUGGUCGACUGUGGCUCAUCCUUCACUUACCUCCCCAGCAGUGUGUUUAAGGUCGUCGUUGCUGAGGUGAGCGCCUUCUCAGGUGACUGCCCAAGCACUGGGCCAAUUCUUCUCUCUCUUCUUUCGUCUAUCUCUCUCUCUCUCUAUUCUCUCAUACUUCUUUUCCUUCUCUCUCUCUGUCUCUCUCUCUCCUAGUUUGACAGGCAGAUGAACCGCUCAAGCAUCACGUAUGAAGAAUCUCCGUUUCAAUAUUGUUACAGGGCCAGGUAACUCGUCAUAUCCUCUGAAUUGGAAGCCUAAAUAUUUCCGAGAAAUGAUCCGCAGCACUUCAUAUUUUUGUAAUUAUUUAUUUUUCUGACUCGGCAGUUCCCUCGAGAUGCCCACGAUACCCCGGGUAGCCUUGACGCUUGCCGUCAACCAGAGCUUCGUCGUCAACAACCCUCUGUUUCUUUUUUACGGAAAGCAGGUAACUCUUUCUACUCCCAGAUUUCCCUUCCUCUGAUCUUCCAUUUCGCCCUGUUUAUCCAUGGAUUAUCAGGAACCACCCAGUUGCAGAUAAUCACCGAAAAAUGUCUCAUUUCCUCCUAAAAUCUUCACAAAAAUGGUCGGCACCUUUACCCUAUUUAUAUGGAUAGAUUAUCACCAACUCAACGGAGGAAAUUCACCGAAAAAGCGUUGUUGUCCCCCGUUCCACAUCGUAGAUAGAUUCUGCAGCAUCGCUCUUCUCCGCUGAUCCCAUGAUCUCUCUUCUUCUCCUUUCAAGGGUCAACGCGAAGCCUUCUGCCUGGCCCUGCAACCAUCCGAUGAUCCUCAUGUUACGAUCGGCCGUGAGUUCUCCCUCUCUUCCCCCCCCCCCCCUCCUCUCUCUUUUCCUAUUCUGCUCUCCCCUGCUGACUCUCUCUCUCUCUACCCAGAGAACUUUAUGACCGGAUACAAAGUGGUGUUCGACAGGGAGCUCAUGAGGCUAGCAUGGUCGCCCUCUUCCCACUGUGAGCCCCGCCCAUCUCUCUGUAAGACAGGGUUCAUAAUGUCGCAUAACGCAGAAACUUCAUCAGCUAUAUUCUAUUUGCUCGCAGGUGGCGAUCCGGCGAGCAGCCGGCGGGUGCCGCGGACCCCGCCGCCGCGCGACCGGCCGGAGAACCCGCUGCCGACGGAUGAGGCCCGGGGCCCCCCCGGUGGCGCCGCCGUCAACCCCGCCGUCGCCGGGCGCGCUCCCACGACCUCCUCGGCGCCUCCACCGCCCCACUCGCUGAGGCUCGGCUCCCUUUCCCUCCUGCUCCUCCUGCUCGCCUUCGCCGUCGUCUUCGCUGGCUAG
Messenger RNA from Spirodela intermedia, 6586 nucleotides. The record is from the annotation of a GenBank genome assembly. NCBI's taxonomy places the organism in Eukaryota, Viridiplantae, Streptophyta, Magnoliopsida, Alismatales, Araceae.